Messenger RNA from Dermacentor albipictus, 3590 nucleotides. RefSeq names its product ADP ribosylation factor interacting protein arfaptin (gene Arfip). The record is from RefSeq and is a predicted model, not a curated record. NCBI's taxonomy places the organism in Eukaryota, Metazoa, Arthropoda, Arachnida, Ixodida, Ixodidae. Gene Ontology annotation, molecular function: protein domain specific binding; phospholipid binding. Gene Ontology annotation, biological process: intracellular protein transport; regulation of Arp2/3 complex-mediated actin nucleation. Gene Ontology annotation, cellular component: trans-Golgi network membrane.
UGACGCUUUUGCCAGCGCUUCCUGUCAGACUUCGGUGUUUUUUUUUUAUUUUUAUGGAUAAUGAGGUGUUCGUUUGCUUCACCUCAAAUUUAUUGGACUUGAUGGUCCCGCUGGUUUCGUGAGGAUAGCGUCACGGAGCGCAUUAAGCUGGGCGUGUAGGGAUGACCGAAGUGUCGUCACCCAGCCACAGUGCGGACUCUGGACGCGAGUUUGAAGAGGACCUGCGCAAGGCUCUGGACGACACGCCCCCACUAAACGAGAGUAGAGACGUAGUUCACUCUGGAGGCGCAAUGCCUCACCCAGAAGGUCACCGGCCUGCCAGUCAACAGCAGCGAAGUAAUGUGCCGCCGAGUUCAUUCAGUUCACCCUGGGCUGCUCAGCCACCUGCGACCACAAGUGUACCACUCACGACACCAAGUCCAGUGCAGAAUGGCAGCGACCCCCGAGUGACCAAGGCUGGCCACUCCAAGAUUGACUACCUCCGCCAAUGGAGUGUCUCCACUUACAAGUGCACAAGGCAGAUGCUCUCAGAGAAGCUAGGGAAGGGCACAAGGACGGUGGACACCGAGCUGGAAGCUCAGAUUGACCAGUUGCGAGACACGCAGGCGAAGUACUUACACGUACUGCGCCUGGCGCGUGCCCUCGCCUCGCAUUUCCACCAGGUGGUUCAUACUCAGGGCUGCCUGGCAGAAGCAUUCCAGGAACUUGCACACCGCAGCCCACCACUGCAGGAUGAGUUCCGGUACAAUGCCGAGGCGCAGCGGUCACUGAGCAAGAAUGGCGAGACGCUGCUCGGGGCGCUCAACUUCUUUGUCUCCUCCCUGGCCACCCUUUGCCACAAGACCAUCGAUGACACGCUCCUAACGGUGCGAUUGUAUGAGAGUGCACGCCUGGAGUACGACGCCUACCGCACAGACCUCGAGGAGCUCACCCAGGGCACACAGGGCACUGCCAUCUCCUCCAAGAUGGACGAGGCCCAACGCAACUUCGCCAUCCACCGAGACAAGUACGAGAAGCUCAAGGCUGACGUCACAAUCAAGAUGAAGUUUCUUGAAGAGAACAAGGUGAAGGUGAUGCACAAGCAGCUGCUGCUGUUCCACAAUGCGGUGUCAUCUUACUUUUCGGGCAACCAGGCCUCGCUCGAGGCCACCCUCAAGCAGUUCAACAUCAAGACACAUUAAUGGAAGGCGUGGCCACCAACAUCUUUUACUUCUCAGGAGGUGUAGACAGGUUGUCCAACUUUUCAUAGUUACAUGGAAAGGCUGAUGUAACCAUCUAGCGGAGCACAAUUAUGUGCCUCUUAAAAUGCUCUGCUUGCCUCCUUUUGUGUUCUUUUUUCCCUGACCUGUUGUCUGUAGCUUCUUAUUGCACACGUAUAAUUUGUUGCAGCCAUUCCUCUAGUCAGAAAUUUGUGCAGUUGCCAUAGCUUUGCCCAAGGCAUAAUGGAUUUUUGUUUCAUGUGUGCAUGUACAUAAGGGUAAAGAUAGUAAAAGAUUGCUCUCUGCUGGUGCCUCGAUCAAGCUUAUGGUGUACUGUGUGUUUGUAGACAACAGACUUUUGUGUGUUCAAGAAAGUUUUUUUUUCUUUUUCACACUUUUUACUAAAGUGCAGUGUGAACAUACACACUCAACUGCAUGACAGGUCGGCAAGUGCUAUACUUUGGGCCAGAUUGGUGCGUGUGUGUUCUUCUGGAAGGCAGAACAGUUUCGGCCUUUUAGCUGGGGUCGCUGUUUUUGAAGCCUUUUAACUAAACACUGUUCGGCUUAACUUUGCACAUGGCUUGCCUCUUUACUCUAGUUGUCAUGCCCUUUGGUUGACUAUGAGAUUUUUCUUAUUUAAGAGAAAUGCAUCUAUAAGUUAGGACCUGUUUUUAACAUAUAGGUUUAUGUCAAAGAAUUUUUCUCUUGCAACGUGUGAAAAAAAAAAAAAAUGUGCGAGGAAUAGCAGACGCUCUACAUACGUCUGCUGUGUUUGUCAGAUUUGUGCAUGGUAGUACGUGAGCACUGCCUCGCAAUUUUAAUUUUUUUUCAUCUGAAGAUACUAAGUCCUUCUCUUGCAUUGGCAUGCCUCACUCAGGUGCCAGUUUACAUUCAGCAGACUCCUUUUAUUUUAUUCAAUUCCAGAGGAAUGCUUAUUCUAGGCUUUCACAAGCAGAUGCUUCAGGCAGUAAUAACGAUCACUUACAAAUUUUUUCUUCAGCAGCUACAAAGACUGAUUGCCUUUGACUUGCAUUGCUUGAAGCAGCAGAAUGAAGUUAAAGCAAAUGUCUAUUAAAUGUGAGAAUUUGCUUUGAACUGUGAUCAGAUCACAAAAUAUAUCGUAACAGCAUUUUUCAUACCACGGUCCGUGUCUUAAAGGGGUCCUCUGGAAAGUUUUAGGACAUCUACUAGCACCACAGCAUUAUAUUGUCUAGCAGUCUUCGGUAAACAACCCAUAAACACCGGGAACUUAUUUUUUCAGGCAUCAACAAACCAGGAAAAUUCUGUGAAAUGCUUUUUUGUCAUGAAUAUGAAACUUGACAUGAUACAGCUUAGCUGUCACAGUAUGAUUUCAUAUGUGGCUUGAUGCUCUAAUGUGUACUUGUAGACGACUACUGGAAAAAACAAAUGCCGCACAGCCGAUCCAUAAAGUUUAAUGUGUUGAACGAGUGCAAAAAUGCAAAAAGAAAACAUGAUACAGAGAGCGAGGCUAUGAUUGACUGAAAGACAUGCAUGACGUCGCAUGCCAUGUGGAAAUUUCAUAAACGUUUACAAUUUCUUCAAUUGAUUCUGCAACAAGUAAAUCUCAUUUUGUGCUGUUAUGACCAGUGUAGCUUUACUAACAGGCAUGUUUUAUAUAUAAUGUCACUUUUCUCCAGGUUAAGGAUUGCCAGACAAUAUUGUUAAUUGACUUCUUCAUUGAUUGUUGUUUAUUACUAAUGUAAAGAAAGCUAAUAUGCAAUUCUGGCAGAUCGAAACAUGCUGUAUUGUCAUGCAUAUAAUGUGCUACUGCAGUUGCGAGCCUCAGUAGAACCGAAAGAAGUCUGCAUACAACUUGCACAAGUAACUGCACAAAGUGGUAAUACUUAGUAAAUCUGGGCAGCACAAUUGUUGGUACAAAUUAAAGCUCCAAAACGAUCCUUAUUUUGUACAAUAGCUGUCACUGCUGCCCUUGUCAGGGUAUCAUAAAACUCAUAGUAGCAAGUUGUACAUGUGAAAAUACAGUAAUAGCUCUUGGUUGUUCAUGACUGUUUUGAUUACUCCUAGAGCGAGGACAGCCUUGAAUAAUUUACAAGUAAAAGGUGUCAGUAACAGCCAAAAGUUUGAGAGCCACUGUGCUAGACUAACCAACUCAUCAACUAUGUGUACUAACCUAGCUUACCAGUGCUAACCCAAUCUGGCUGCUGUAGUGGUAUUCACUUUAUUCUUGCAGUUAAUUUUGCUCCGUAGUUUGCCUCAUGGACCUUGUUCUUGCUACACAAGCAUUAGCUGCCAUAAACAAACUGCUGGAGUGAUGCGCAUUAUUUUUGUAAUAAUGGAACUCAAAUAGGAUGCCUGAAUUAUUGCUUGCUUGUGUUGAGCUGCUUGAAGUCAAUAAAAAAAGAAACUGGA